UUUCUCUAUAAAAGUAGAAUAAUUUUAGAUUUUUUAAACAGAUGUUUUAAAAACAUUGAAAGUAACACUUGUUUGUUUGUUCUUUUUUGGUGAACGAAAAGAAAAAAGAAAAAAGAGAAAGAGAAUUCAUAAAUUACAUGUACAGUUUAAAGCCUGACACUAUAAACUUCAAAAAAAAUUAUGAACAAAGAAAAACUAUAUUAAAUCCUAUAGAUAAUUCAUUUGAAAAAUUAAAUAAUUGCCUAUAUGAAUAUCAACAAUAUAAUUGUUUUACUAAACAUGAACAUACUACUAAUACCACUACUACUAAUAUUAAUGAUAAUAAUAACAAUAAUGAUAAUACAUACCAUCAUCAAUCAUCAUCAUCGUCAUCUUCAUCAUUAUAUUCUGAAUUAUUAAAAUAUCCUUUGACUAAUUCAGUAAUUACAUAUUCAUUCCCUAUUAAAUCUUCAUCAUCAAAUGAAUUAAAUAAAUUAAAUGAACAACAAAAUUCUAUUUAUUGUUUGAAUAAUACACAAAAUGUAAUAGAUUCGUCUAUUAAAAAACGGAA
Molecule: messenger RNA, 550 nt
Organism: Schistosoma spindalis
Lineage: Eukaryota; Metazoa; Platyhelminthes; Trematoda; Strigeidida; Schistosomatidae
Source: the annotation of a GenBank genome assembly